ACAGUACUGUACGUUCUAAAGCCAUCAUCUUGAUGAAUUAAUAUUUGUAUUCCUAUAACAAUUACACUCAUCGUCUUUCAGGAUAAACCAAAGCGGUCAAAUCUGCGAGCAUACGGAUGCACAGUAUGUCCAACAACUGCCUCCGCAUCGGUCUCCUGCUGUCUCUGCUCCAGUGCAGCCAUCAGUCAUGCCUGGCAGGGACAGCCAGCCAGUGCAAGAACGCAGACUUCCCCCCGGGAAUCAACCUGGCAGGGGAAGGCUUCGACAUCACCAAGAUGGCCCGCAAAGGGGCCUUUGUCAUUGACCUGAAACUCUGGGAGCACAAGGACAAAACGUGCACCCUGUGCCCCAACCCCUUCCUGGAGGGCAAGAAGCAGAAGCUGCCCCUUUCGGUGACGGACUGGAGGCCCAACCAAUCAUGCAAGAUGAAGCUGUCCAGCAGCACGUACCGGUCCAGCGAGGCCCUGGUCACCUCCAGCUCUUCCUCAGUGACAAACGACUGGAAGGUGAAUCUGGAUUUGGCAACGGCGGACAAAAAAGCCUCCUUGAUGCUGGCCGGGACCGAUUCCAAACUGGCCCAAUACUCCAUGGAGAAGACUAAGAGCGACAAAUUCAGCUUCACCAGUCAAAGCAUCUCCUGCGAGUACUACAGCUUUCGGGUCGUACACAAGCCGAGGUUACACAAGGAGUUCGAUGCUGCGCUGAAAGACCUUCCCGAGACCUUCUCCCCUGAAAACAAGCAGCGCUUCUACAAACUGAUCGACACCUACGGCACCCAUUACAUCACUCAGGUGAAACUGGGCGGGAGUGUGAAGUCAGUGACCAGCAUCAGGCAGUGCAUGGCCAGCCUGCAGGGCCUCAGUGCGGAGGAGGUGGCCAUGUGCCUAGAGGCCGAGGCUGCUGUAAGCAUCGGCGUCGCAAGUUUGAAAUCUGUAGCGAAGCACUGCAAGAAGGACAUCCAGAAAUCUGACAGCAAGUCCAGUUUCUCCAACAUGUUCAACGACAGGUUCACCGAGAUAGAAGGAGGAGAGACCACGGAACCGGAGCUACUCUUCUCCGCGGACAAGGACCCCUCCGCCUACAAAGCCUGGCUGGACUCGGUGCCCCGGCUCCCCAACCUUGUGUCCUACUCCCUGAACGCCCUGCACGAGCUGCUUCCCGCCGAGAACAACGACGGGAAGCACAAGCACCUGCGCACGGCCAUCUCACACUACAUCCUGGAGAGGGCCCUGAUGAGGAACUGCUCCGAGCGCUGCAAGGCCGGUGCCAGGCGCUCCCAGAGCGAGCCCUGCGCCUGCAGCUGCCAGGGCGACCCGGCUGUGACCCCCGACUGCUGCCCCUCGCGCCGGGGCAUGGCCCGCGUGCUGAUUACCGUCCAGAAGGCCAGCGGGCUGUGGGGGGACACCAUCACCGCCACCGACGGCUUCGUGAAGGUCACCUUCGCCGAGACGGUCAAGAGACAAACCCCCGUGUGGCUCAACAACAACAACCCGACGUGGGGCAGCGUCUUCGACCUGGGCGACCAGGACCUGUCCGCCGGCCGGACCCUGCGCCUCGAGGUGUGGGAUCAGGACAACGGCUGGAACGACGACCGUCUGGGGAACUGUGAGAAGGUGGUGGGCCAGGGCGUGACGGAGGAGGUGUGUGCCCUGCAGCACGGCCGGCUGUACUUCAAGUGGGAGGUGAGGUGCGCGCCCAGUCUGGGAGGAGCCGACUGCAUGGAGUACAAAGCCUCCCCGAUGAGCCAGCAGCUGCAGAAGGCGUUCGUAUCGCGCCACAGCCAGCGCGUGCCCCAGGCCUUGCUGAAGGAGAACGGGGUGUUUCUCGCGGUGCCUGGUCGCCACGGGAACCAGAGUGCCGCCUCCCCUGCUUUGCCGUUUUUCCCGGCACCGUGA
Molecule: messenger RNA, 1895 nt
Organism: Gadus chalcogrammus (walleye pollock)
Lineage: Eukaryota; Metazoa; Chordata; Actinopteri; Gadiformes; Gadidae
Product: perforin-1-like
Exons: 4
Coding region: 117-1895 (592 amino acids)
Biological process (GO): leukocyte mediated cytotoxicity
Molecular function (GO): calcium ion binding; pore-forming activity
Source: RefSeq, a predicted model, not a curated record